Mucor velutinosus is the source of this 636-nucleotide messenger RNA. RefSeq lists its product as uncharacterized. Lineage: Eukaryota; Fungi; Mucoromycota; Mucoromycetes; Mucorales; Mucoraceae. Gene Ontology annotation, cellular component: Golgi apparatus; recycling endosome. The coding region runs from base 1 to 636 and encodes 211 amino acids. Gene Ontology annotation, molecular function: GTPase activity; GTP binding. The transcript has 6 exons. The record is from RefSeq and is a predicted model, not a curated record. Gene Ontology annotation, biological process: exocytosis.
AUGAGCAGAGACGAUGAAUAUGACUAUCUCUUUAAAGUUGUUUUGAUUGGUGACAGUGGUGUCGGAAAAACCAAUUUGUUGUCUAGAUUCACAAGAAAUGAGUUCAACUUGGAGUCAAAGAGUACUAUCGGUGUAGAGUUUGCCACUCGUAGUGUUCAAGUCGACAGCAAGACGGUGAAAGCACAGAUUUGGGAUACAGCUGGUCAAGAGAGAUACCGUGCCAUUACCAGUGCCUACUACCGAGGCGCUGUAGGUGCAUUGUUGGUUUACGAUAUCGCCAAAUAUGCGACUUAUGAAAACGUGAUGCGCUGGUUAAAAGAACUACGGGAUCAUGCUGACUCUAACAUUGUUGUCAUGUUGGUGGGUAAUAAGAGCGAUUUGCGACAUUUGCGUGCAGUCCCAACUGAGGAAGCAAAACAGUUUGCAGCUGAUAAUGGUUUGUCAUUCAUUGAGACCUCUGCUUUAGACUCGAGCAACGUAGAGCUCGCAUUCCAGAAAAUUUUGACAGAAAUCUAUCGUAUUGUUUCCAACAAAGCCCUCGAAUCCUCUAAUGAUGUGAUUAGACCAACAGCAGGACAAACUAUUACAGUUACUCAGCCAUCAGAGAAUGAGAAGCAAGGAGGAGGUUGUUGCUAA